AUGGAUCCUCCCAAACUCAGCGACACUCCGAACCGCCACCCCGGCUAUUGCUUAAGCAUCUCCACCAAACUUAUCCACACACUGACAGACAUCCUCACCACCAAUGUCUCAGACGGACAGGAUAACCUCGUUCUCUCCGUCGGCAGCGGCAAUGGCCUUCUGGAAGCACACCUCCUAAACCACCUGACCUCUGUACCAGCCCUCCACUCCAGAUUCACAGUCCAAGGCGUAGAAGUCCGCACCUCCCCUGCAGCAGCCCCUGUGAACAAAUACCUCCCCGAGCAAAAUUGCACUGCCGUCAGGGGCACAUGGGAGCUCUCCCCGCUUCUCAGUACCGCAGACUCGCUGCUCUUUGUCUACCCACGCGACCCGGGGCUGGUGCGCCGGUAUCUGGAGUCCCGGCCAGCGUCACUGCGUGUUGUGGUGUGGUUGGGCCCGCGUGCGGACUGGGAUGUGUUUGGAGAGUGUUUUCAGGGCUUGGACGGGUUUGGAAAUGUUGAUUUCGUGGAAGGUGACGAUGCAGGUGUUGCUGGUUUCGAAAUGGUUGCUGUUGUGCGGAGGCUUGGUUGA
This is a messenger RNA of Diaporthe amygdali, 570 nucleotides long. RefSeq lists its product as uncharacterized. The record is from RefSeq and is a predicted model, not a curated record. The coding region runs from base 1 to 570 and encodes 189 amino acids. The transcript has a single exon. Lineage: Eukaryota; Fungi; Ascomycota; Sordariomycetes; Diaporthales; Diaporthaceae.